Molecule: messenger RNA, 201 nt
Organism: Triticum turgidum subsp. durum (durum wheat)
Lineage: Eukaryota; Viridiplantae; Streptophyta; Magnoliopsida; Poales; Poaceae
Source: the annotation of a GenBank genome assembly
AUGGCGAAGUCGUCGUGGCCGGAGGUGGUGGGGUGGAUUCAGCUGAACGCGGCGUACCAGAUCAACAUCGACCGGCCGGAUGUGACUGAUGUGGGGUUCUACAAGGAGGGCUCCCCGCUGCCAUCUGGAUACAACCCCAGGCGCGUCGUCAUCAUCUCCGACGGGAACGGCGUCGUUCUCAAGACCCCCGUCAUCGGCUAG